Messenger RNA from Sorex fumeus (smoky shrew), 1309 nucleotides. It is a transcript of the gene DRG2, whose product is annotated as developmentally regulated GTP binding protein 2. Gene Ontology annotation, cellular component: cytoplasm. The record is from RefSeq and is a predicted model, not a curated record. The coding region runs from base 108 to 1202 and encodes 364 amino acids. The transcript is spliced from 13 exons. Gene Ontology annotation, molecular function: GTPase activity; GTP binding. Lineage: Eukaryota; Metazoa; Chordata; Mammalia; Eulipotyphla; Soricidae. Gene Ontology annotation, biological process: cytoplasmic translation.
AACCGAGGACGCGGCUCCGCCGGGCGCCGCCGGACCCUGAAUCCCGCGCACCGGGACGGGUUCGCUGGCGGCUUCCGGGAGGGCCGAGUGUGCCGGCGACCGCCGCCAUGGGGAUCCUCGAGAAGAUCUCGGAGAUCGAGAAGGAGAUCGCUCGCACGCAGAAGAACAAGGCCACAGAGUAUCACCUGGGCCUGCUGAAAGCCAAACUUGCAAAGUACCGAGCCCAGCUCUUGGAGCCAUCCAAAUCCGCCUCGUCCAAAGGAGAGGGCUUCGAUGUUAUGAAGUCAGGGGAUGCCCGCGUGGCACUGAUUGGAUUCCCCUCUGUGGGUAAGUCCACCUUCCUGAGUCUCAUGACCUCCACUGCCAGCGAGGCUGCAUCCUACGAGUUCACCACCCUGACGUGCAUCCCUGGCGUCAUCGAGUACAAAGGUGCCAACAUCCAGCUUCUGGACCUUCCUGGGAUCAUUGAAGGAGCAGCACAAGGGAAAGGCCGUGGCCGACAGGUGAUCGCUGUGGCGCGCACGGCUGACGUGGUCAUCAUGAUGCUGGAUGCCACCAAGGGAGAGGUGCAGAGGUCUCUGCUGGAGAAGGAACUGGAGUCAGUGGGCAUCCGCCUCAACAAGCACAAGCCCAACAUCUACUUCAAGCCCAAGAAAGGAGGUGGUAUCUCCUUCAACUCCACGGUCACGCUGACUCAGUGCUCAGAAAAGCUGGUGCAGCUGAUCCUACAUGAGUACAAAAUCUUCAACGCAGAAGUGCUCUUCCGAGAAGACUGCUCCCCAGAUGAGUUCAUUGACGUGAUUGUGGGCAACCGUGUAUACAUGCCUUGCUUGUAUGUUUACAACAAAAUUGACCAAAUUUCCAUGGAAGAAGUGGACCGCCUGGCCCGAAAACCCAACAGCGUAGUCAUCAGCUGCGGCAUGAAGCUGAACCUGGACUACUUGCUUGAGAUGCUCUGGGAGUACUUGGCGCUGACCUGCAUCUACACCAAGAAGAGAGGGCAGAGACCGGACUUCUCGGACGCCAUCAUCCUCCGGAAAGGGGCCUCUGUGGAGCAUGUGUGCCACCGCAUCCACCGUUCGCUCGCCAGCCAAUUCAAGUACGCCUUAGUGUGGGGCACCAGCACCAAGUACAGCCCACAGCGGGUAGGCCUGACCCACACUAUGGAGCAUGAGGAUGUCAUCCAGAUUGUCAAGAAAUAGGGGCUCCUACUGAACCCCACACCUCUCCAUGGGGAGUUGGACCUGAUGGGGGCUGCCCAAGCCCAAACGGAAAAUACAAACCCACCCCACAAAGGGGCCCUCGAGUA